UGCCAUAUCCAUUUAUGAUGACUGACAUUAGGGAGCGUCUUAAAAUAGGCAGCCAGAGGGGCAAGAGGAGCACUCAGCUGGAGCCUUGGAGCUAGACACACACACACACACACUCGGCUCUGUCUGCAGCAAGAAUGUCCAUCGUCAAGAUCCACGCUCGUGAGAUCCUCGACUCCAGAGGAAACCCUACAGUGGAGGUUGACCUUUACACCGACAAAGGUCGGUUCAGGGCUGCGGUUCCUAGCGGAGCCUCCACAGGUGUCCAUGAAGCUCUGGAGCUGAGAGAUGGAGACAAAACUCGCUACCUGGGCAAAGGUGUGACUAAAGCUGUUGAUCAUGUGAACAAGGACAUCGCUCCCAAGCUGCUGGAGAAAAAGCUGAGUGUUGUUGACCAGGAGAAGAUCGAUCAGCUCAUGCUGGAACUCGAUGGCACUGAGAACAAGUCUAAAUUUGGUGCUAACGCUAUCCUGGGUGUGUCUCUGGCGGUGUGUAAGGCUGGUGCGGCGGAGAAAGGUGUUCCUCUGUACCGCCACAUCGCUGACCUCGCCGGCCACGCUGAUGUCAUUCUGCCCGUUCCGGCGUUUAACGUGAUUAAUGGUGGCUCUCACGCCGGGAACAAACUGGCCAUGCAGGAGUUUAUGAUUCUUCCCGUGGGGGCAGCGAACUUCCACGAGGCCAUGCGCAUCGGCGCUGAGGUUUAUCACAACCUCAAAAGCGUCAUCAAGGGCAAGUACGGAAAAGACGCCACCAAUGUAGGAGACGAGGGCGGCUUCGCCCCCAACAUCCUGGAGAACAACGAGGCUCUUGAGCUGCUAAAGUCAGCCAUCGAGAAAGCCGGCUAUUCCGAUAAGAUCAUCAUCGGCAUGGACGUCGCCGCCUCUGAGUUCUUCAGGAACGGAAAAUAUGACCUGGACUUCAAAUCCCCUGACGAUCCCAAACGCCAUAUCACUGGAGACCAGCUCGGCGAUCUGUAUAAGAGCUUCAUCAAGAAUUACCCAGUCCAGUCCAUUGAGGACCCCUUCGACCAGGACGACUGGGAAAACUGGACGAAGUUUACAAGCUCUGUGGACAUCCAGAUCGUAGGAGAUGACCUGACAGUGACCAACCCUAAACGCAUUCAGCAAGCUGUGGAGAAGAAAGCCUGCAACUGCCUGCUGCUUAAAGUUAACCAGAUCGGCUCAGUCACUGAGUCCAUUCAGGCAUGCAAACUGGCUCAGAAGAAUGGAUGGGGUGUGAUGGUAAGCCAUCGCUCUGGAGAGACUGAAGACACCUUCAUCGCUGAUCUGGUGGUCGGACUCUGCACUGGACAGAUUAAGACUGGCGCCCCCUGUAGGUCAGAACGUUUAGCCAAAUACAACCAACUGAUGAGAAUUGAGGAGCAGUUGGGAGACAAGGCCAAGUUUGCAGGGAAAGAUUUCCGUCAUCCCAAAGUGAACUGAGAUGAGUCAAGUCACUUCCUGCCCUGAACACUCACGUUAACUUUCGCAGUAACAGUCGCAGUAACACUCCCAGUAACACUUGCAUGAACACUCCCAUUAACACUCGCAUUUACACUUAUUUUCAUUAAAGACUUUUUAUACUGAGGCUCAGUUGAGUCCUGCAGUUAUACACAUUUUAAUCAUAAAGAUGAAAAUCAAUAAAGACUUUUCGUUCUGAACAAACAA
Molecule: messenger RNA, 1664 nt
Organism: Hemibagrus wyckioides
Lineage: Eukaryota; Metazoa; Chordata; Actinopteri; Siluriformes; Bagridae
Product: beta-enolase
Exons: 12
Coding region: 135-1439 (434 amino acids)
Biological process (GO): glycolytic process
Cellular component (GO): phosphopyruvate hydratase complex
Molecular function (GO): magnesium ion binding; phosphopyruvate hydratase activity
Source: RefSeq, a predicted model, not a curated record